GAUUCGCGAAACUGCCUCUCGUCCCCUCUCGCUCCACCCCGCACCCGAACAACCCUACGCACACGGUCGAGCUGUUGCGGCUCUGCGCGUGCAUUUAUUUUUUUUUUUUUUUGUUUUCCGUUCGGCGCAGCCAAUGGCGAGCUUGGCUUUUCCGCGCGGGUCUUUUUCCUUUUUGAUGAUAGAAAGUUAUUUAAGAAGCAAGUUGCAGAGUCGAGCAGGUAUUAUUUUGCAAAAUACAUGCGAAAUCGCGCUGGAAUUUUUACAGACGCGCGAGCGCCUGUAGCUUGACAGCCUCCGAAUUAGGAGCUACAUUUUGAGUUCUGCUUUGCAGCACGUUCAAGUUGGUAGUGUUUUAUGUACUGCCAGCAGUGUGUACACACAACUCAUCAGUUGGCUAUUACCGGCUCGUCCACCAAAGCACGUGGAUAUAUUUUUUUAAUAAAUAUAAGACAGUUCAAAGUUGUCAUCGAUCAUGCCUUCCGUGCAAGCAACGUCGAUUAAAGAACAACUGCGAAACAGAGAGGAUGGCAGAAAACACGACGAAUUUCGAAAGAUGUCCAUCAAGUUGGGAGUUGUUACUCAAGUCAAAGGUUCCGCGUACAUCGAGAUGGGAGAUACAAAAGUUAUUUGCUCGGUUCAUCCACCUCGUGAAAUUCACAACAAAGUGAGCUUCAGCCCAGAGGGUGAACUCUUUGUAGAGUUCAAAUAUGCAUUAUUCGCUACAGCUAAUAAAAGAGAUGCUCAACUGGAGAAGGAAGAACAAAACUACUCUUCAAUUCUGAAGAGAGCAUUGGAACCAGCAGUGUGCAGGAAUGAAUUUCCUAACUUUCAAAUAGAUAUUUAUGUUAGAGUUCUUGAUAACAAUGGAUCAGCCCUAGCAGCUGCAAUCAUGGCAGCGAGUCUUGCUUUAGCCAAUGCCAGUGUACCUAUGAAGGGAAUCGUUACUGCAGUCACUGCUGGUAUACACGACGAUUUGGUAUUGUACGAUUUAACUGUGGAGGAAGAGAAACUCUGCUCUACCAAAGUGUCAAAAGAGAAUCUUGAUCGUGGAAUAAUAAUGCAAGCGAUGUUGUCCCAAUACAAUCAGAUCACAGAGCCAUUUUUCUUUGGCAACUUGGACUGCGAUGUUCUGUGCGACACCAUGGAAGCGCUGCAAAAAGCUUCUGAAAAUAUUCACUUGCUGCUUCAAGAAACUCUAUUAAAAUACGUGAACAAAGCGUUGGAACAAGACAGAGAAUCCGAGAGUGUAAAUAAAAAGCUGGAGGCUAUGGAUGUAAAUAAUACAGAGAAGGAACCUAAAAAAUAAUUGGCCAAUUGUAAAUUUCUUGUACAAAUAAAAAUGAUUUAUAUUUAUUUAAUCA
This is a messenger RNA of Trichogramma pretiosum, 1361 nucleotides long. Its product is annotated as exosome complex component RRP41 homolog. Lineage: Eukaryota; Metazoa; Arthropoda; Insecta; Hymenoptera; Trichogrammatidae. Gene Ontology annotation, biological process: nuclear mRNA surveillance; U4 snRNA 3'-end processing; rRNA catabolic process. The record is from RefSeq and is a predicted model, not a curated record. Bases 473 to 1306 code for a protein of 277 amino acids. Gene Ontology annotation, cellular component: cytoplasmic exosome (RNase complex); nucleolus; nuclear exosome (RNase complex). The transcript has 4 exons.